AUGGCUGAUAAAAAGGACUUGACAAAAUACACAAUUGCAGAAGUUGCUGCCCAUAAUGACGCCUCGUCUACAUGGAUAAUCAUCGAUAAUAAUGUCUACGAUGUAACAAGAUUUUUGGAAGAGCAUCCAGGCGGUGAUGAAGUACUGCUGGAGCAAGCUGGACAAAAUGCAACAGAAAGUUUCAAAGAUAUUGGUCAUUCACGGGAUGCGGUAGAGAUGACCAAAGAAUAUCUGAUCGGUUGUUUAUCCGAUGCGAAUUCAACCUUGGAAGACAAAACUAAUUCAUCCACUGCAGCAGUUAUCGCCAAAAACACUACAUCAUGGAGGCUGAACCCUACGUUGAGAAGGACAGAUACAACGUUUCAUAAGUAUCUCAAUCAGCCUUUCACGGGCUGUUAUGAAGUUGUGGUGUGGUCUUCUUGCAUUGUACUUACUUCACUGGAUAUCAGAAGUAGUGCCGAAAAGUGUUUUAUAGAUGCAGCUGGAACUUCAAUGGAUUUGAUAAAAAGGGUGCUGGAAUCUCAGUUUGCUUGGACAUGCCGGAAUACAAUGUAAUGCGUACUUCAAAAAACCUUCAAUUUGUCAAACAAUGAAGCCAUCUGUGUUACGCAACCACAGCGUCUUUCCUGCAAUAGUUUGCAGGCAUUAUGCAUAAAUAAUGAGAUAAAAUCUCAUUUGGCUGCUGUAUAUUCCAUUGAUUCAUGCCAAAAACGCGUGGAUUCUGAAAGUGGUGCUAAAGCAUUCCUUGCUGACAAGGCGAAUAGUACUACAUCAUUUUCUAUUGAUGAUAAUUUAACGACUGUCACAUUGGAGAAAGGUGUCUCUUCGGAAAGUCUAAAUUUGGGGCCACGUACUGCUGGGGACGGUGCAGAUGAUGAAGAAAGUCUAACUGGUACUUCUGGUGAUUGCAUAUGGCAAGAAAAUUCGGAGGAUGAUGGACAUACAUCCAAAUUCGGUGUAUCUAAAAACAAUAUGGAAAAGCACCAAACUCUCGCUGAAACAUGUGACGAACGAGGAAAGAGGGAUGAAAUUAUUGUUACGAAGCAGAAUAACGUUAAAAAUUUCCCUUAUUUUGCUGUAACCAAUCGAAGUUGGCUGCUUAGGUUAUUUGAAUCAGAUUUAUUCGAUAUUCGGAUAGCUAUACGAUAUCUCUCCAGUUGUAAAGAAGCUGGUGUUUUAAAUUACUUAGGUAAUCGAAUUUUUGAUCUGCCUGCUGAAAUGGUGGAUUUUUAUGUACCACAACUUAUAGUACUGUAUAUAAAUAUACGGGAAGUUGCGGAAGUCAUUCAUCCUUAUAUAGUCAAAAGAUGCAAGGAUAGUGUCGAAUUUUCGCUGGAAUGUUGCUGGUUAUUGGAUGCCUAUGGAGCUAAUAUAUUUCGAAAAUUCGAACAAAAAUCUCACAUAUAUCGUUUAAGGCAGUCAAUUUUUAAUGAAUUUCGUGAAAAAUCACUUGAUCUCAAGGCAACUACGACAGCGUUGUCAUCGCAUGCACAGCGACAUUUCCGGGCGCUUUCAGAAGCUAAUCUCUACAGAACUGUUGAUAAGACACAGCAAGUAAUGCCGAGAAUGCAGAAUAACGAUGAAGUUCCGAAUAAUAAAAGUGUUCAUGGUACAGAAAUUUUAGGAGAUUUGACUAGUGGUGGUGCUUUUGACAAUGGUUGUCCUUGUUUUGAUGAUGAACGAUGCAUAACUGAUAAGGAGAAUGUGAUAAAAAUAGAGUGCAAAUGUGGAGCACUUAAGAUUCAACCGGAACAAGAAUUCGUGAAAGCUUUGAUGAAUAUUGGUAAUAAAUUAAAAGUAUUUUCAAGCAAAGAUGAGCGAACUCGUUGUUUGGUUGAUGAACUUUGUAAAAUUAAUGUCAAUCUUCCUGCACGUGUUUGGUUACCACUUUAUGCACAUUCAUUGAAGCAUAUUGUCCUUCGAAUACCACCACUUGCUGGAUGCAUAUUGAAUAGCAAAGACAAAGCCCCGUAUUGUUUAUUUGUGGAAGUGCUUGAAGUAGCAGAUGUACGACGAACCAAGAUUCCCAAACGUAUUAGCGAUAUUGAAGCAGCAGAAUAUCAGCGCAAGGGUCGUAAUAUUUUUGCAUCAAUGAUGGAAGAUACAAUGGUUGAAUUUAAAAAAAACACUAAAGAAAUCCUAAUUAAAUCCAGUGAUUCCAUAUGUACUGAUGUCUUCUCGAAACCUCUUUCAACAGGUACCUCGCCAGAAUCCAAGGAAAAGGGGAAUAGUGCUGAUAUUCGAAAGCGAUUCUCGCUUUGGGUCAAGGGUCCAAAACGUCAACUACGCGAUACACCUGAUGAUCCAUCAGCCUCAGCGAUGAGUGAACCCUGGGAAGACAAAGUAGCAAGAAUAAGGCAUUCCUCGCCAUAUGGACGUCAUCCUCUUUGGCGUUUAUUGCCAGUAAUAGUGAAAACUGGUGAUGAUUUGAGGCAAGAACUGUUGGCUUAUCAGCUGCUAUCUGUUUUGCGGAAUAUCUGGAUCGAAGAAAAAGUUCCGCUGUAUCUAAGACCAUAUAAAAUAAUUGUAUGCUCUCCAAAUUCAGGGAUGAUUGAACCGAUACUAGACGCAUCGUCGUUGCAUCAGAUUAAGAAAAAUAUGAUAAUCCGUAGUCCAACAUUCGGUGCAAUACAACCGGCACUAUUGACACAUUUUUUUGAAACAUUUGGUCCUCCAAGUUCUGAAGCAUUCCUUGUUGCGCAACAAAAUUUUGUACGGAGUUGUGCCGGAUAUAGUCUCGCUUGCUAUUUCUUACAAGUCAAGGACAGGCAUAAUGGCAACAUCUUAUUAGAUUCUGAGGGACAUUUAAUACAUAUCGAUUUUGGUUAUAUACUUUCCAUAUCGCCGAAAAAUUUGGGUUUCGAAACUUCACCAUUCAAACUAACACGAGAGUUGAUUGAUGUCAUGGGUGGUGUGGAUAGUGAUAUGUUCGGUUACUACAAAAUUCUAAUCUUGAAAGGCUCACAGUUACCUUGUUUUCGUGGUGGCAGCAGCACAAUUCGUUUGUUAAAAGACCGUUUUCAUAUGAACUAUACGGAAGAGCAAUUACGAACAUUAGUAGAUGCCAUGGUCGAACAAAGCCGUGACUCGAUUACUACAAGACUUUAUGAUAAUUACCAAUACUACAGUAAUGGGAUAUUAUGA
Messenger RNA from Acanthocheilonema viteae, 3144 nucleotides. The record is from the annotation of a GenBank genome assembly. NCBI's taxonomy places the organism in Eukaryota, Metazoa, Nematoda, Chromadorea, Rhabditida, Onchocercidae.